UGUCGUUGUGUGUAGGAAAUCUGUCGAACAUUUGCUUCAGUCCGCCGUCGGCAAAAGACGAACCGUGGUUUGCCGACGACGGAAGCAGCAGUGGCAACUUUGGACACUACCAGUAUCGUUUAAUAACAUGUAGACCUGUCCGACGGCGGCACACACACACAUUUGCACUGAUACCGAUGGCAUUGCACGCGAUCGUUCUUAGCAACGACCUCGUUUGCCAUUUUCACUUUCACAUUCAUUCGCACACUUGAGCAAACCCCUCAGCGACCUUCACCUCGACAACGACGCGAUGUCCAAGCGUUCCUUUUCUCCAUCGAAGCUGCCCGUGACGAUUCUCACGGGUUUCCUCGGAAGCGGUAAAACGACGCUCUUGAAUCACUUACUAACCGAAAACCACGGCAAAAAGUUCGCUAUUAUCGAGAACGAGUUCGGUGAAGUGGGCGUGGACGACCAGCUCAUUCGUCAAGUCACCAGUCCAGAUGACAUCGGUGGAGGCGACUCCAGGAGCCGCAAGUUCAAUAUGGGCGAGGAGAUUCUCACCAUGAACAACGGCUGCAUCUGCUGCUCCGUACGAGGCGAUCUCGUUCGGCUGAUCGCUCAGAUCCUCAAGCGCAAUGGAGACCGCAACCAGCUCGACGGGAUCAUCAUUGAGACCACCGGGAUGGCCGAUCCUGGUCCCGUUGUGCAGACGUUCUUUGCCGAACCUUUGGUGGCCGCGACGUGCGAGCUUGACGGCAUCAUCACCGUCGUCGACGCGAAGCACAUUUUGCAGCACCUUCGUCCUGGCAACGGAGUGGAAUACGAGUGCGAGGAGCAGAUCGCAUUUGCCGAUCGCGUCCUACUCAACAAGACGGAUCUGGUGAAUUCGACCGAGCUCAAAGAGGUUCAUUCUCGAAUUCGCGACAUUAACAGUGCCGUGUCUGUCAUUGAGUGCCAACACUGCCGGGUGGACCCUGCACUGUUACUCAACGUCAAGACUUUCGAUCUCGACUCUAUCUUGAAAAGGCAGCCCGACUUCCUCCAAACGGACAAGGAAAAAUCCCAUGAACACAGCCACGGUGAACACAAGCAUAAGCACAAAACUGAAGGAGAGCAGCACCACACUGGACACAAACACAAGCACUCACUAGUGUCCUCUGUGGGCCUUAGUCUUCCCGAUCCGAUUUUGGUGGCGCUCUUGGAAGAAUGGAUCGAUGAUAUCUUGGAGACGGAAGGCGAUGACCUGCUGCGCUACAAGGGCGUGGUGAAUGUAGCCGGUAUUGACAAGAAGUACGUUUUCCAAGGCGUGCACACACUGUUCAACGGCCGGUUCGCUGACAAUUGGGCCCCAGGCGAGAAGCGCGAGACGCGGUUCGUUUUCAUCGGUAAAAACCUCGACCGCGAAGCGCUGACGGAAGGAUUCCUGGCCUGCCGAGCUACAAAAGACCUCCGGUUCCGAGUGGGAGACCGGGUCAUGGCUAACACUGGUGACGAUGGUUUCCAGGCCGGCACCAUUGUGCAGCUCUGGGAACAGGGCAACCCGUACGCGAUCCAACUCGACAGUGGUCGUAAAAUCUGGGCACCAGUUGAUGAGGUUGGACUUGUACGAGCGCUGGAGGUUCAACAACAAGAGGAGAAGACUAGGCAACCCCUCGCUAUGGUCCACAUACUAGCAUGAGUAGCGAAGAGUUGCAUAUUUCAUUGAGCUGAAGUUACAGCCUGUAUGAUCAAAACACGUUAUUCAUAUGUCAACCACUCUUGUUUCGCAUCCCAUAAUUCAGUUCUGAAGGCGAGGAAGUAAUCGAUGCGUAC
Messenger RNA from Phytophthora nicotianae INRA-310, 1791 nucleotides. RefSeq lists its product as hypothetical. Bases 290 to 1657 code for a protein of 455 amino acids. Gene Ontology annotation, cellular component: cytoplasm. The transcript has a single exon. Lineage: Eukaryota; Oomycota; Peronosporomycetes; Peronosporales; Peronosporaceae. The record is from RefSeq and is a predicted model, not a curated record.